CUGCACGUUCUUAUAAGAAGAGAGGAUAUUCAGUAGACCACAGUGUCGCGGGGAGUGCGAGAGGAAGUAGCCUACUACGCCUCGGAGUAUACACUUCUGUCACUCGCCUGAUGAUCAUUGAUGAUGGUGUCGUGAAAUCACGGAGUGUUAGAAAAUGAAAACAAAGAAAUCUCGAUCAAGAUAUACGUGGUUGGCUACUAUGUGGUGUUAUCAAAGGCGGAGGCACAACAUAGGCUACAAAGUGGUGUAGGUUCAGUGAUUACUGGCCAAUCCUAACAAAGGAGCUGCCUUCAGUGGGGGAACCGGUGGACGAGACCCCCCCACACCCCCCCCAGCCAGAGCGGCACUGCUACCACCACGGCUUACAGAACAUGUUCCCAUUCUGCAUGCCAUCAGGGUCCCACCCUUUGGACAAUGCAGGGUUUUUCUCCUUUGCCUCCUUCUCCUGGAUGACGCCCGUUAUGUGGAGAAUUUUACGGAACCGUCUAGACCAAAGCUCUCUGAUCAUCUCGCCACAUGACGGAGCCAGGACCAAUGGGGACCGGUUAGAGCAUUUGUGGCAGGAGGAGGUGUCUCGUGUGGGACUGAAGAAAGCGUCUCUGGGGAGGGUGAUGCUGCGCUUCCAGAGGACCCGCCUCAUCCUCAGUGUCCUCUCCUCCUUCCUCCUGACGGUAGUGCUCUUCUUGGGGCCGGCUGUGUUGGUGUAUGAGAUCCUGAGCUAUGUGGACACUCCAGGUCAGUACUCUUUGAGCUACGGUUUGGGGAUGUGCUUCGCCCUGUUCAGCUCGGAGGUCUGCAGAACCUUCCUAUAUUCAUUGACAUGGGCCAUCAGCCUGCGCACGGCCACUCGCGUCAAAGGGGCCUUCUCCAUGCUCGCUUUUAGGAAGAUCAUCAACUUGAGAAUCAUCACCGGUGUGUCUGUGGGACAGAUCAUUAACGUGUUGACGGUGGACAGCUACCGGAUGUUUGAGGCAGUGGUGUACGGUUCCUAUAUGCUGUCCGGCGUGCUGUUGGCACUUCUGCUCUGCAUCUCCUACUCCUGUUACAUCCUCGGAUACACCGCCCUCAUCGGAAUCUCCGUCUACCUGGGCUUCAUCCCCAUACAGUUCUGUGCUGCCAAGGUGAUAAACGUCUUUCGGAGGAGGGCUGUUGUGGUAACUGACAGCCGAGUGCGCACCAUGAAUGAAGUUCUCACCUGCAUCAAACUCAUCAAGAUGUACGCCUGGGAAGAGUCCUUUGAGAAGAAGAUCACAGAAAUCCGUAUGAACGAGAGGAGCCUGCUUCAGAAGGCGGGUUAUGUGCAGAGUAUGAACACUGCAAACACGGCCAUCGUCCCCACCCUGGCAACCAUCCUCACGUUUAUUGUACACACACUCCUCGGACUCCCCCUCGACCCCUCCACGGCUUUCACCAUCAUGGCUGUCUUUAACACAAUGAAUUUCUAUUUGGCCUUUAUGCCCUACUUUACCAAAUGUCUAGCGGAGGGCAUUGUGUCCCUUUCAAGACUCAAGAAGCUGCUGUUGCUGCAGAACCCUGAGUCUUAUCUGACCCAGAAGAAGGGGCUAGGAGCGGCUCUGAUGAUGGAGAACGCCUCCUUCUGCUGGAAGUCACCUGACAGCUCACCUGAGAACACGAACAAUGAAACACACACCUCAGAGAACAAACUCACCCUCAGAAACAUCAGCUUCACCCUGCCCAAGGGAAACCUGCUUGGAGUUUGUGGAAAUGUGGGCAGUGGAAAAACAUCACUCAUAUCCAGCGUCCUAGAACAGAUGCACCUGCUGAAGGGAUCCGUGAUUGCAGACGGGACAUUUGCCUACGUUUCCCAGCAGGCCUGGAUCUUCCACGGAUCCGUGAGGGACAACAUCCUCAUGGGACAGCCUUUCAACCAGCAAAGGUAUAAUGACGUCAUCAACGUAUGCUCCCUCAAGCCAGACUUGGCCAUACUCUACUAUGGUGAUGAAACUGAGAUUGGUGAGCGUGGGCUGAACCUGUCGGGCGGUCAGAAGCAGCGGAUCAGUCUGGCCCGAGCGGUCUACUCAAACCGGGACAUCUACCUGCUGGACGACCCGCUGUCUGCAGUGGACGCUCACGUGGGCAAACACAUCUUUGAGGAGUGUGUGAAAAAAGCCCUGAAGGGCAAGUCUGUCAUCCUGGUCACACACCAGCUACAGUAUCUGGAGUUCUGUGACGACGUGAUGCUUCUUGAGAACGGUGAGAUUAAGGAGGCGGGGACACACACGUCUCUGAUGAAGGCCCAGGGCCGCUACGCACAGCUCAUCAACAACUUCCAGCUGGAGCAGACGCAUGAGGAAAGUAAGGAACCACCAGCUGAUCUGCAGCAAAUUGAGGUUCCAGAGCUGACUGCAGACAAACACGAGAACAACGGAGUCAUCAACCCUGAGAUUCAACAGCUGAUCAAACAGGAGGUCACUCAGGAGGGAUCAGUGACAUGGCGAACAUAUCACCAGUACUGCAAAGCUGCAGGAGCCGCAUUGGGAGCAGUAGCAUCCACAAACCCAACUACAGACCCUCUUCUCACCUACUGGGAGCACAGACCCAACUACAGACCCUCUUCUCACCUACUGGGAGCACAGACCCAACUACAGACCCUCUUCUCACCUACUGGGAGUUAUAUCCUUCUCUUUUUCAUGAUGUUGAGUUUUGUUCUGCUCGUGGGGACGACGGCCUUCAGCAACAUGUGGCUAAGCUACUGGCUGGAACAAGGAUCAGGGAGCUGUGCUAACUCUACUCUUGAGGGGGCGUCUGCAGGAGACAUCUCCCUGAACCCAGACCUCCAUUUUUACCACAUGGUCUACGGCCUCUCUGUGGUUGCCAUGAUAAUGUUCAGCCUCAUCAAAGGCUACUCCUUCACCAAGGUGACGGUACACGCUUCCUCCAAACUCCACGACACCAUGUUCCACAAGAUCCUGUUCAGUCCGAUGAGCUUCUUUGACACGACGCCCACAGGCCGCAUGGUGAACCGGUUCUCCAAGGACCAGGAUGAGCUGGACACGGCCCUGCCUAUCAACAUGGACAGCUUGCUGCAGUGCUACCUCAUGAUCACCUUCACCCUCAUCAUCAUCUCUGCUGCGUUCUCCUACAUGCUCACGGUCCUGGCUGUCCUUGGACCAGUCUUCGCUCUCAUCUUCUAUAUGUCCCAGCAGAGCAUCCGUAAGCUGAAGCGUUUGGAGAACGUGAGCCGGUCACCAUGGAUCUCUCUCACUACCUCAGUCAUCCAAGGCCUCAGUACUAUACACGCCUACGACAAGAGAGAGCAGUACAUCGAGCAAUUUGAACACAUGGUGGACACCAAUUCGAACCACUUCCUGCUGUUUCAAUGUGGCAUGCGCUGGCUUUAUUUCCGGUUGAGCUUAAUGUCUUCCUCAGUCAUCCUGGCGGUGGCGCUGUUCGUAGUGCUCAGCCCAGACACCAUCAGCCCCUCCUUGAAGGGCCUGGCCCUCACCUAUACUAUAGAGCUCACUGUAUUGCUGUUCUACAUGGUGACGUUGUCUUCAGAAGUAGAGGCCAGAUUUACCUCUGUUGAGAGGCAGAUGGAGUACAUCACGGGUUGUGUAUCGGAGGCUCCUCGACUUGUGAAGGGGGUUCACAUUCCGGAACGUUGGCCCCAACAAGGUUCCAUCACUUUCAAGGACUACAGCAUGCGUUACCGAGACAACACACCCAUCGUGCUCAAUAGUCUACGCUUCACCGUCAAGCCCAAAGAGAAGCUCGGCAUUGUGGGAAGGACUGGAUCUGGUAAGUCGUCUCUGGGCGUGGCGUUGUUCCGCCUGUCUGAGCCAGCAGGGGGCACUAUGUUGAUAGACGAUGUGAACACCAGUUCCAUCGGCCUGCAGGACCUCAGGAGUCAGCUGUCCGUCAUCCCACAGGACCCAGUGCUCUUCAUAGGAACAGUCAGGUAUAACCUGGACCCGUUUGAUAAGUACAGUGAUGAGGAGAUCUGGCAGGCGGUGGAGAAGACCUACAUGAAACACACGAUUUCACAGCUCCCUGAGGGUCUAGAGGCUCCAGUGGUGGAAAAUGGAGAAAACUUCUCAGUGGGGGAGAGACAGCUGCUGUGUAUGGCCAGAGCACUGCUGAGGAACUCUAGAAUCAUCUUGCUGGAUGAGGCCACGGCCUCUAUUGACUCGGAGACGGACUCUCUGGUGCAGCAGACCAUCCGGGAGGCCUUCAGGGACUGUACCGUCCUCACCAUCGCCCACCGCAUCAACACAGUCUUACAAAGUGACCGCAUCCUCGUCAUGGACAAUGGACAGGUGGCAGAACUGGAUCCUCCAGAGGUUCUGUUGCAGCGGCCAGACUCUCUGUUCUCCUCCCUACUGGCAGCAGCCAACCAGGUCAACACGUGAUGAUGGACACACACACACACAAACAUCCUCCAGACCCUUCCACAUAUUGACUGCACCCUGUAUUUUAAUGUUUUUUAAGGUCUUUUAAUUAUUCUAUUUUGUGUACUUUACUUUUUAAUUAUUAGUUUUUGCCUAUUGCUUACACACUUGUGUUAUCACAAUACCAAAAUUAUGACUGCGAUACAAAACCUGCCAUAAAUAUUCCGGCAAAAUCUUAAAAUACCUGGAGAAGAAAGGACGCAGACCUCCUCCAUGUGUACUGAGUCAUUUGUGUGUAAUUUGGUGCACUUUGGUAGUGUGCAGGUUUAAACUUCUUACAUGUUAAUUAUUUUUAUUGAGUUAAGUGGCGGCUCCAACAGCAUGAAGCACCAGUCAUAAUAUACCUCGUUUGAAAGCUGAGUCUCAGGAAUCGAUACAUGUUAAGCUUUCUAUGUCAAAAAUGGUUUUGAUUAAUAUCACAAAAUGAAUCAAAUGAAUGACACAGGCACGCACAAAUUCAAAUAAAAGGACACUUUCGCUUUUUCACUUUCGCUAUCAUUGCAAGAAAAUAGGCUACAAUAUGGAAUUGCUUCAAAGUUUCCUUUGAGUCUGAUCAGCUUCAAAAAUGAAUGGGGUUUCCUUAGACAGUGCUACACCUUUUCAACAAGUUUUGUGAGAAUUGUACCGGUAUCUUUUGCGAUAUUGUGACAGCCCGCACCGCAGCAGGGUGCAGGAAGCUUUUGAUAGCGCACGCCUCAAACGAUAAACGCAAAACCUCCAGGACAAACCACUCCGUGUAGGUUGGUUUCCUGUAAGCCUAUAGCGUUUUUUUCUUUCUUUAUUUUUCUAUGUCCGAAUAUUGGGGGGGACAUUUUGGUCACGUCUGAAUAUUGGGGGGGGACACGUCCCCCCCAAAGUCUAUGGUGACUACGGCCCUGUAUUAGGCCAUCUGAUGUAGGCUACCAUUGGCCUUUCUGUGAUUUAAUAAGUAUGUUUCAACCACUCAGUUCUUUAUCAGAUACACCAUUACCUGUUGCAAUAUAUCUGUGUGUGCAUUCAUACAUUACAUCAGGGAUGGAUUACUGCAAGGGCCUACCGGGGCCAUUCCCAGGGGCCCAAGGGGUCAGGGGGCCCUGAAGCCCAAGCCUUUGCAUGGAAUCAUUACCUCAAUAUCAACAAAUCAGGAUGUAGGCUAUGAAUCUGAUUGAAUUUAGUAUUGGCAAUCCCCAAAAUGCACCAGAAUACAGGAAAUCACAUCAAACAAAUGAAAAAUUUUCUGGGGGAGGAGAAACAUAUUUUACAGAUGGGCCUCGGUGUACCUAAUGGCGUGCCUUCACUAUCCGCGAAAUCGUUUUUUGCAUGAGGGCAUUGUGUGAUACCUUUCUAGUAUUGGUACACCGUGCAACACUUAUAUACUUUUUGCAGAAUUUGGCUCAUUAUGACUUUUAUUUCAUAAAAACUCAUACACACACAGUGAAAUAAGUCAUAACACUUGGAUAUACAGCUGACAUAUAUGCCAAAGAGAGACACUGAAACAAACAUACACACAUGCACUAUUUGAAUUACACUUCCAAAUCAGCAGCAACACACGGAUUGUGCUUUAUGCAAAACACUGUGAUCUUUACUAUCUGUGUUGCAUUUUUUUAUAUUGUCCUUUUGUGGAUUUAUUUGCUUUUGUAAAGCACAUGGAAUUGCCCCGUGUAUGAAAUGCGCUGUAUAAAUAAACUUGCCUUGCCUUGC
Messenger RNA from Alosa alosa (allis shad), 6089 nucleotides. RefSeq names its product ATP-binding cassette sub-family C member 12-like. The transcript has 30 exons. The coding region runs from base 372 to 4370 and encodes 1332 amino acids. Gene Ontology annotation, cellular component: membrane. Lineage: Eukaryota; Metazoa; Chordata; Actinopteri; Clupeiformes; Clupeidae. The record is from RefSeq and is a predicted model, not a curated record. Gene Ontology annotation, biological process: transmembrane transport. Gene Ontology annotation, molecular function: ATP hydrolysis activity; ATP binding; ABC-type transporter activity.